CAGAGUUCAACCAACACAACUUAAUUAACAAACAAACCCAACCCAAACCCACUUUGUUAUAUUCUCUCUCCUAAAUUCUCUUGCCAUUAAAAUUAAUGGCACAAGUUGCUCAAAUUGGAUCAUCCUUCCUUCAAUCACACAGUUUCAAACGGGCCGGGUUUCGGUGCGCCCAACAAUCCCCGCUUUCGAGGCCCAGCUUAUGGGAUUCGGUUCGGGCCGUUCAUGUUCAAGAAAGAGCUAAUCAGAAGACAAAGACUCACCUCUCAAACCUUGAAAGGCUCCUACAAAAGGAAACAGCAUCACCUUUGCCACCACGACCAAUCAAGCCCAUUGAGCGUAACAACCACCAGCCCGAUACCAGCCGCGGUAGGGGGUUCCUAAAUGGGCUUGAUCUAGCUCAUAUUUGGCCCGAAGGGAUACCGGGCCGGGCUGUUGAGGCAGCAGCUGAAAUGUCACCUCGUCGCCUGACCCGAAUCCAACAACUGUUAUUGAACCGUCAGCCCGAGUACUCCCCCCGAAACCACUUGGGAGCGCGGUGGAGGGAGUACCACGGAAGCCGGGAUUGGGCCGGAUUACUUGACCCUCUCGACGAGAAUCUUCGUCGAGAGAUGGUUAGGUACGGGGAGUUUAUCCAAGCCGCAUACGAAUCCUUCCACUCUGACCCCGCCACAACUGUGGAGGGGAUCAAUUCGUGGAGGGAAGUGGGGUUACCUGAUAAGUCAUAUCAGGUAACGAAAAGUCUUUAUGCAACGUCAUCUAUUGGCUUACCCAAAUGGGUGGAUGACGUUGCACCCGAUCUAGGGUGGAUGACGCAGCGAUCUAGCUGCGUCGGUUACGUGGCAGUAUGCCAAGAUGAACGUGAGAUUGCUAGGAUGGGAAGGAGGGACAUUGUCAUCUCCCUACGAGGAACCGCCACGUGUCUUGAAUGGGCCGAGAAUUUCCGGGCCCUACUCGUCCCAAUGGAAGAACCCGAUAAUACCCGACCCAACGAAGAUCAACCCAAGGUGGAAUGCGGGUUCCUUAGCUUAUUCCGAACCAAAGGGGAACACACCCUUAGCUUAGCCGAGUCAGUUGUGUUGGAAAUCAAACGGUUAUUAGAAACCUACAAAGGAGAAACCCUUAGCAUCACGAUAACAGGACACAGUCUCGGCGCGGCCCUAGCCGUACUAGUAGCCGACGAGAUUAGCACGUGCGCCCCGGAUGUCCCUCCGGUGGCGGUCUUCUCCUUCGGGGGCCCACGGGUAGGAAACCGGGCCUUCGCCGAACGUAUAAAGGCUAACAACGUAAAAGUGCUAAGGAUAGUAAACAACCAAGACGUGAUCACAAGAGUUCCAGGAGUAUUCAUGAGUGAAGAGCUUGAACAAAAGCUAAUGGAUAACGCACAAGUAGCUUGUGUUCUUGAUUUCUUAAGCAACAAUUUACCGUUAUCUUACUCCCACGUUGGUACGGAACUAAGGGUUGAUACAAGAAUGUCACCUUAUUUGAGACCGGAUGCUGACGUGGCAUGCUGUCAUGACUUGGAAGCGUACUUGCACUUGGUGGACGGGUUUAUGGCAUCUAAUGGCCCGUUUAGGCCCAAUGCUAAACGGAGCCUGUUUAAGUUGUUGAGUGAACAAGGUUCGAAUGUGAAGAAAUUGUAUACAAGUAAGGCUAAGUCCUUGACUUUGAAAAUUGAGAAUGAUGGAGUUGUGUCCAUGUCUAAGUGUUUGCCUAGUCCUUCUUCGACAUGAAUUAUUAAUAAUAAAAAACGAUUGUUUUUUCCCCAAAAAAAAAGCGGGAGAAAAUAUUUGUACA
Molecule: messenger RNA, 1794 nt
Organism: Spinacia oleracea (spinach)
Lineage: Eukaryota; Viridiplantae; Streptophyta; Magnoliopsida; Caryophyllales; Amaranthaceae
Product: phospholipase A1-Ibeta2, chloroplastic
Exons: 1
Coding region: 96-1730 (544 amino acids)
Biological process (GO): lipid metabolic process
Molecular function (GO): glycerophospholipase activity
Source: RefSeq, a predicted model, not a curated record